Molecule: messenger RNA, 792 nt
Organism: Schistocerca piceifrons (Central American locust)
Lineage: Eukaryota; Metazoa; Arthropoda; Insecta; Orthoptera; Acrididae
Product: atherin
Exons: 4
Coding region: 1-792 (263 amino acids)
Biological process (GO): dephosphorylation
Cellular component (GO): cytosol
Molecular function (GO): protein tyrosine/serine/threonine phosphatase activity
Source: RefSeq, a predicted model, not a curated record
AUGGUUGCCUACACGCACGGCGCUCUUCGUGAAACCCUGGCCGGCAUGUCGCGGUCUGUGACGGUGGCCGUGGCGUACAUCAUGAGCGUGACGUCACUCUCCUGGAAGGAGGCGCUCAAGGUGGUGCGCGUCGGGCGCGCCGUCGCCAACCCCAACUUCGGCUUCCAGCACCAGCUGCAGGAGUUCGAGUCCUACCGGCUGGCCGAGGAGCGCCGCCGGCUGAAGGAGCGCUUUCCCAGCCUGGCGUUGGUGGCGCAGGACGAGCAGCAGUGCCGGGCCAUGCUGCGCUCCUACCAGUCGCUGGUGCUCUCCAGGGACAUCUGCGAGGGCGACUGCCCGCGCGGAACCGUCUGUCCCACCGGCCUCUGCAACACGCCCACCAAGAGGAGCGUGCUGCGGCGGAAGUCGGCAGGCCCGGGCCCGGUGAGCGGGUCGCGCGGACCCACGCCGCCGCCCUCGCCGCGCAUGCUGCCGCCCACGCCGGCCGCCGUCACGCGCAGUACGUCUUCGCUGUCUGGCUGCGGCCGGCGGCCGCGCUCGGGCCCGGCCGGCCUGCACUCGUACACGUCGGCGCCCGCGUCGCGCGCCGGCUCGCGCCUCGACAUCUCGGCCAUGGGCGGCACCGUCGUGCUGUCGGCGCCCGCCUCGCCGCACCACUGGCCUCGCCGCUCGUCGCCGCCGUCGCCCGUCGCCAGCCACGCGUCUCCGCCGCCGACGCCGACGCCCGCCCUGCCCGCUGCGGCCACCGCCGCCUCCGCCGCUGCCGCCGCCGUGCACAGUAGGACUGCGUAG